This is a messenger RNA of Naumovozyma dairenensis CBS 421, 1920 nucleotides long. It is a transcript of the gene VIK1, whose product is annotated as Vik1p. The record is from RefSeq and is a predicted model, not a curated record. Gene Ontology annotation, molecular function: microtubule binding. The transcript has a single exon. Bases 1 to 1920 code for a protein of 639 amino acids. Lineage: Eukaryota; Fungi; Ascomycota; Saccharomycetes; Saccharomycetales; Saccharomycetaceae.
AUGAACAAUUUAUUGCACGAUAUCACAGAUACCGAGAACAAUAGCAAUAGCAAUAGCAAUAGCAAUAGCAACAACAAAACAAGAAAGAAAAGGAAACUAACUCAAGAUGAAAUAAAUAAACCAAUCUUAGCAAAUUAUAAAAAAUUAGCCACACAAAGGAAAAUUCAAAGACAAUUAAUCAAUAAAGUGAAAAUUUAUCAUGAAAAAAAUUUAAAUUGUAAUUGGGAAAUAUUAAAAUUGAAAACAAAAAUAUUACCUGAUUUAAAAUAUCAAAUCUCCAAAAGAAAAGGAAUGAAAACUAAGAUUUUAAAUGAUAUUUCAAAUUUGAAUGAUUCUUUACUCUCAAGAGAUCAAAUUAUAACAGAUCUCACUUCCAUGGAACCAUCAAUAAUUUCACAAUUACAAUCACAAUUCCAACAAGAAAUUUCAAACCUUAAAAAGAUUCAUGAUGAAAAAUUUAAUACAAGAUCAAUGGUAUUACAAUUGGAAUUGAAUCAAUUGGAAAAAAUGAAACCAAAAGAAGAACUCUUAAAAGAAAUUGCACAUUUAGAUGAAAAAUUGAUUCAAUUACAAGAUCAAAUUAUUGGAUUAACCAUGGAAAAUGAAAAUAAAUGUAACCAAUAUAAUUCAACUUUACAAAAGAAUUUCAAUAAAUUUAAAUUGGAAAAUAAUUCAAUCGAUGAUAUCAUGGUUAAGCAAAGAAACUUAACUGCACAAAAAUCAACAUUAUUAAACCAUGAAUCAAAAUUAUUAAAUGAAAUUCAAUUAAAUGAAACCGAAAUAAAUCAAUAUAAAUUACAAAUAAUGGUAAUUGAAGAUGAUUUAAAACGAAUAAAUGAAAAAUCAAAACCAUUAAAAGAUUCCCUCAAUAAUAAAUUAUCAUAUUUACAUGAAUUACAAACACAGAUUGAUAAACUUCAAACUAUUGCAACAAAUAAAGAAUUGAAAUUUAAUAAUGAUUUCAACUUAAUGGAAUUACAAUCCCUUAGAAGGAAAAAAUUAGAAAAUUCAAUAGAUGAAUUGAAAGGUUUCAUUAGAACAUUCGCAUACAUUGAUUCAUCUGCAUCUGCAUCUACAUCUGCAUCUUCGUCUGUACCUUCACCUUCCCAUUGGAAAAUAGAUUAUCAUGAUAAUUUAGUUCAUAAUGAUUUGGAAAAUAUAUCAUAUCCAUUCACAAGAUUAAUAUUACCUCAUAAUAUGGCAACUACAAACAUAAACGAUAAUAACAAUGACAAUUGUAUAGAGAAAACUUUUAUCCAAAAUGAAUUCCAAAUAUUUAUUGAUAUGUGUUUGAAUCAAUUAGAAAACUUUAAUUUAUUUUCAAUUUCAAUUAAUCCAUGGACAAGAUUGCGUGACAACGUAUUAUAUCAUUACCAUUCACUAAUCAACAAUAAAAACAACAUCAAUAAAAACGCAACAAGUGAAAACAUGUUUAUCAAAUUUCAAUGCGCAUAUUUAUCUGAUACUUUACCAUCAAUAGAUUAUCUAACAAUCUCAAACACAACAACAGCUUCACCCACAACACGAACAAAUGAACCAGGAAUCAAUUUAAGAUUUGAACAAAAUGAAAAUAAUGAAAAAUUAAUUGAAAUCGAUUCCAAAAUAAUCUCAUUAAAUAGUAAAAAAAUUGAAUUCAUUGACACUCUUUUAUUAAAUUUAAAAUUAAAUGAUACAAAAUUAGUACAUGGAUUAAAUAUUUUCAAAUUCACGAUUAAGAAAACCGGAUCAAUAAAUCCUCCUCCUAACAACAAUAACAAUACUAAUAUUCUUGAGAAAAGUUUUUACUUUAUUGAAACAAAUAAUUCACAAAUGCUUAAAAACUUUCAUAAUCAUACGAAAGAAAAAAUAAGUUACAAGGCGUCGAUUUACUUUUCAAACAAUUGUUUGCAUGGAAUAAAUCAUUCUGCAUUUUUAAAUUAA